CGGCACUGCAGUUCAAGGUGGGGGAGAAGCCAACAAUCAACAAUCAAAAUCUCCCUAAUGUUUGGCUGUCAAUCUCAAAUCCCGAAUUUGCCCUCCCAACUGAACCCAAAUAAUAUCAGCAUCACUCGUUCAUCUACCCAUAUGACCCAUCCAUCACGCAAAACGCCACAACAAAUUCGUUAUAUCAACCCGUCAUUAUCUUCGUUCUCUACCGAUUGUAACAGAGAGAAUCACAGAGAGCUAGAGAGAGAGAGAGAGACAGCCAGAGGUAAAGGAAUAAUAAAUUCUAUGCAACCAAGGACGACGGAGGCAUCGCUCUUUGCGCAACGGACAAAUUUCCGAUUCGAAUCCCGUGGCGGUUGCUGUGAAUGCAGCUCCGGAGAGUGCUGCGAUUAUGAUUAUUAAGAAUUUGUUUGAUGAUAACCUGCGCUGCGCGUCCAAUCUCAGCCGCUUGGUUGCCGGCCUCUUGCUCUUCCUCCUCUACCAUUCCUCCCAGCUGAUUUCUAAUUUUCCGGUUCCUAUACACCCGUAAACUCUGUUCUACACUUUUUUUUUUCUUUCUGCUGUUGUUUUUGCUGCUGCUACGUUUUGAAUUGCUGCUCGACUUGUCGAAUUUGGUUCCCCGUUGUUGUGUUGGCGAAUUCCGUGUUGCAACUGUUGUGAGGCGGUGAAUUGGAGGUGUUUCAAGCGGCCGGUCGAUGGAAGUGAAGUUCGGCGGUGACUCGCUAGCUGGCGAGUGUCUCGAUGGCAUUUAUGCGUCACUUGUUGAGAGACAACAUAAUGCAUUGCCUUCUGUCAUCGUUGUUGGUGGGGGUAUAUCAGGAAUUGCUGCAGCCCACAUGCUUCAAAAUGCAUCUUUUAAGGUGAUCCUGUUGGAGUCCCAAGACAGGAUUGGUGGUCGUAUUCACACUGAUUACUCAUUUGGUUGCCCAGUUGACAUGGGAGCUUCAUGGCAAAAAGACAGAGUUCUGAUCAAUAUGGAGUUACAUGGUGUCUGCAAUGAGAAUCCGUUGUCUCCCAUUAUACGCCGUUUGGGGCUCACCUUGUAUCGCACAAGUGGUGACGACUCCCUUCUAUAUGAUCAUGAUUUGGAAAGUUAUAUUCUAUUCGACAUAAAUGGUCAUCAAGUUCCACAAAAAAUGGUUAUUGAAGUUGGAGUUGCAUUUAAGAAAAUCCUUGAAGAGACGGAUAAAGUGAGGAAUGAACUGAGCAAUGACAUAUCUGUGAAGGAAGCAAUAUCGAUCGUGCUGGAUAGACAUCCAGAUUUUAGUUCAACUGCUUCUUCUUUAGUGCUAUCAACUUUGAAUUGCGAGAAAGAGAAAGUACUUACCGGUGGCCAUGGCCUCAUGGUGCAAGGGUAUGAUCCAGUGAUUAAGGCCCUGUCUAGAGAUAUUGAUAUUCGCUUAAAUCACCGGGUUAAAAGAAUUGUCAACGGGUAUAAGAAGGUGGUUGUAACAGUCGAGGAUGGCCGUAAGUUUGUAGCCAAUGCUGCCAUAGUCACUGUUCCCUUGGGGAUUCUAAAAGCCAACUCGAUUGAGUUUGAGCCUAGUCUUCCAGAAUGGAAACAGUCUGCAAUAUCCGAUCUUGGUAUCGGAAAUGAGAAUAAAAUUGCACUGAAAUUCGACAAUGUCUUUUGGCCGAACGUGGAACUUUUAGGCGUUGUUGCCACCACUUCUUAUUCAUGUGGCUAUUUUCUUAAUCUCCAUAAGGCUACAGGCCAUCCAGUCCUCGUCUAUAUGGCAGCUGGGGCCCUUGCGUAUGAUCUUGAAAAGCUAUCGGACGAGGCUGCUGCUGAUUUUGCAAUGGUACAGUUGAAACGAAUGUUUCCAGAUGCAACUGAACCUGUAAUCGGCAACUCGGAGGACAUAUAUGACCGGCUGCGGACCCCAGUGGGCAAUCUCUUCUUUGGGGGCGAGGCUGUGAGCGUCGACCAUCAGGGCUCGGUUCACGGCGCCUACUCUGCCGGGAUAUUGGCCGCCGAAAAUUGUCAGAGGCACACACUGCAGAAGCUCGGGAGUCUCGAGAGGAUGCCGCUCGUCGCCUGUCGGGAGGAAGCCGUCGAAGCAAGCGUUCCUCUUCAGAUCUCGAGACUGUAA
Messenger RNA from Striga asiatica, 2096 nucleotides. NCBI's taxonomy places the organism in Eukaryota, Viridiplantae, Streptophyta, Magnoliopsida, Lamiales, Orobanchaceae. The record is from the annotation of a GenBank genome assembly.